AGAAAAAAGAGAGAGAGAGAGAGAACCCGACUUGGGGAUUAAGUCAGUUCUUCUUCUUCUAAUCAGUAGCCAUCACCGUGAUCUGGGAUUGUUAGUCGCGUAUCUCUCAGCUCAGAGAUUCUUUUCUUCCCAUACAAGUUUCGAAUCCUACCGCGAUGGAUCUCAAUCUCGAUGCGCCGCACUCUAUGGGAACGACCAUCAUCGGCGUCACUUACAACGGAGGCGUCGUCCUCGGAGCCGACUCACGUACCAGCACCGGCAUGUACGUAGCGAAUCGAGCUUCAGAUAAGAUCACACAACUCACUGACAAUGUCUACGUCUGCCGUUCUGGAUCGGCUGCUGAUUCUCAGGUUGUUUCUGACUACGUCCGUUACUUCCUUCACCAGCAUACAAUUCAGCUGGGACAGCCUGCGACUGUAAAGGUUUCUGCCAACCUCAUUAGGAUGCUCGCUUACAAUAACAAGAACAUGCUGCAAACUGGCCUCAUAGUUGGUGGCUGGGAUAAGUAUGAAGGCGGGAAGAUCUACGGGAUUCCACUUGGUGGAACUGUUGUGGAGCAACCGUUUGCUAUUGGAGGCUCUGGCUCGAGUUACCUUUACGGGUUCUUUGAUCAGGCCUGGAAAGAAAACAUGACCAAAGAAGAAGCUGAGCAACUUGUUGUGAAGGCGGUUUCACUAGCCAUCGCCCGUGAUGGAGCCAGUGGAGGAGUCGUACGAACUGUCAUUAUAAACUCAGAGGGAGUGACCAGAAACUUCUACCCUGGGGAUAAGUUGCAGCUUUGGCAUGAGGAGUUGGAGCCUCAGAACUCCUUGUUAGACAUCCUCAACGCUGCUGGUCCUGAACCAAUGGCCAUGUGAUGCAACAAACAAUGGUCAUUCUCUCUCUCUGUGAAACAAACGUUUUAGAUGUUUCUUUACAUUUACCGAUGUCUUUAAACUCUAUUUGAGGUUUUUCUGGUUUGACCCGAUAUGUUAAAUGGAUAUCAUGUUUGUUUAUGGUUAUGGUUUUAAUUCCCUGUCCUGAAAUUGAAUAAGUAGAAACGUUGCCAUC
Molecule: messenger RNA, 1050 nt
Organism: Brassica oleracea var. oleracea
Lineage: Eukaryota; Viridiplantae; Streptophyta; Magnoliopsida; Brassicales; Brassicaceae
Product: proteasome subunit beta type-6
Exons: 8
Coding region: 156-857 (233 amino acids)
Cellular component (GO): proteasome core complex
Molecular function (GO): threonine-type endopeptidase activity
Source: RefSeq, a predicted model, not a curated record